UUGUCGACCGUCACGUGCCGGAGCGUCCCGGGAGCCUGGCUGUGGGCGGCGGGGCAUGGACCCUCAGGCGGCCCCCGGUCAGGGGUCCGGAGAGCUAAGUGCGCGGGAGGCCCCCAGCGCGGAGGCUGGCUUUGCCGCAGCUGACCUCUCUGGUCAGGAGACAGAGACUGAGAUGGCCAUGGAUCGACUAGCCAGAGGAGCCCAGAGCAUCCCUAAUGAUAACCCUGCCCAUGCUGAGGGCCCAGAUUUGGAAGAGGAUGGCUUUGCUGUGGAGGAGAAGGAAGCUGAUGGGGAACUGUAUGCCUGGGAGCUGUCAGAAGGUCCGCCCAUGGAACAGGCUGCUGAUCUCUUUAGUGAGGACUGGGACUUGGAGCUGAAAGCAGACCAAGGCAAUCCUUAUGAUGCUGAUGACAUCCAGGGGAGCAUUUCUCAAGAGAUUAAACCUUGGGUGUGCUGUGCCCCGCAAGGAGACAUGAUGUAUGAUCCCAGCUGGCACCAUCCCCCUCCACUGAUACCACAUUAUUCUAAGAUGGUCUUUGAAACAGGACAGUUUGAUGAUGCUGAAGACUAAUUCGUCACGAGCCUGUGGGAGCUCGUGCUCUCCAGACCAAGGGUGGUUUCUUGUGUUCUCAGUGAGAUGUCCUGUGCCGGCGUGUGCCACAGGCGGCUGUUGAUGGGGCUGCCGUUCUCCAUUUUGUUGUUGCUCUUGUUCUGUUGUUGUUAAUGGACACUUUGGAGUGUGUUGGCAUUUUUGUUUGUGUCAGAAUUGUGUUCUUUAUAAAUAAAGGAAAAAAUAACUCAG
Molecule: messenger RNA, 802 nt
Organism: Myodes glareolus (Bank vole)
Lineage: Eukaryota; Metazoa; Chordata; Mammalia; Rodentia; Cricetidae
Source: RefSeq, a predicted model, not a curated record